Molecule: messenger RNA, 10410 nt
Organism: Gasterosteus aculeatus aculeatus (three-spined stickleback)
Lineage: Eukaryota; Metazoa; Chordata; Actinopteri; Perciformes; Gasterosteidae
Gene: mink1
Product: misshapen-like kinase 1
Biological process (GO): protein phosphorylation
Cellular component (GO): cytosol
Molecular function (GO): ATP binding; protein kinase activity
Source: RefSeq, a predicted model, not a curated record
ACUCCAGGAAUUAAACGCGGCAGUGUGAUCUUUAGUUUUCAAGCGGACUUUGCACUUCUACUUGAAUGACUCCUCAGGUCCGAUCACAGACAGAGGAGAGACUGCAGAGCAGGAAGUCGGAGGACGACCUCAGCCGCAAUAUUGCGAGCAGACUCUGUUGCGUAGGUCGCGUUCCGCUGUAAUAAAUCCUGCAAGUAAUUUGUCCCUGAUGAAGCGCCGUAGUCACCCGAGAGGAGAAAACAGUUGAGGGACGUGUGCAGCCAAAAGGCGGUUCAGCCCCGCAGGAGGACUACAACCAGGCAGAAAGUGGGAGGGAGGACUCGGGAAGCAAAACAUGGCGAAAUAACACAUUUGGGCUGUAGCAGCUUUUUUUGGAACUGCGCCGUGUGUUCGGUGUCGGGGUGGACUGCUCGUAACAUUUUGGAUGCGUGAGUACGAACGGCGACGCUUAACUAUAAAGAGUCGUUUGUCUCGUUUUACAAGUAUUACGGCGGUGCCUGGCGGAAAUAAAGGAGAAAAACAAUAGCGCGUCGUCUUCGCUUUUUCACCCCGGAGGGUUGGUGGUGCGAGGCGCGACUGUCAACACAGAAAACGGACGAAGAAGGAAAGUUCAUCCCGGAAAAAGACUGUGCAGUCGAGUAGCUUAGCAACGGUAGCUAGCCAGCGGACGUCGGGCUGAUUGCACGCACCUGACUCGGUAUUCGGACGAACGUGCUGCCCUGUCGAAAUUGAAGAAUAUUCAAGUCGCGUUAACAAGUUUGAAAAACUAAACGUUACAGCCGCAAACUUUAAUUUUUCCACACUGUCAGUGUUUAUUUUUUUUGUGAGGACACGUAUUUAGGGCUAAUCUUGACAGGCUGACGGUCGGUUCUGGUGCGGACGGACCCGGACGCCAUCACGUCAGACGUUGCGUUCUCCUUUAAAAAAAAAGAAACAACACAAAAAAUGUUGUUUUCUACCUCAACCGCGUGACGAGGAACGCUUUUACUGGCACACCUGUCCUAUCUGGUACCCCCCCCUCUUUUGGCACGCAUCGUUUCCCACACGUUACGUUAGCCGAAUGUGGUACAGCAACAAGGGCGUUCCGUCAAGAUGAACGCAGCAAGGUGUUCAACAACAGUCAAGGUGCGUCGCGUUGAAAACCUGCCAGUUGUUAGAACGGCGCCGAUGGUCGGCUAACAGUGACGUUACCGCUCUGUUGAAAUAAUAUUUUUAUAAAAGUUAACGUGUCUCCUGUUUUUGGGCCGGGGAGGGAGGGAAAGGAGGGGGUCAGAUGUUGUAAACCGCGUUUCUCCCACAACAACUGCGGAUAACGCCACGGCUCUCGGCCCGAGUGGACGGGAGCUAGCCAGCUGGGUGCGCCUGUGGCAGCGCCAUCUGCGAUGUGUUCGCUAACUUAAGUGUUACCGGGUUGUUCCGCAACAGUUUUUUGUUGUUGUUGUUUUUGGGGGGUUUUUGCACAUCGUACGUCCCCGCUCGCUUGAUACCGUUUGAGAUAUCUUUGUAGCGGCGACUUACGUUUCCCCCACGGUACCUCUUGUCAAAUAGCCGGCUAACUUGGUAGCUGCGGCGGUUAAGUUUUCGCCAGCUAUGUCUGAAAACGCCCCCACACGAAGCCUGGAUGACAUCGACCUCGCGGCUCUCAGGGAUCCAGCAGGAAUCUUUGAGCUUGUCGAGGUUGUCGGCAAUGGGACCUACGGGCAGGUGUACAAGGGCCGUCAUGUAAAGACGGGCCAGCUGGCUGCCAUCAAGGUGAUGGAUGUUACAGAGGAGGAAGAAGAGGAAAUCAAAGCUGAAAUCAACAUGCUGAAAAAAUACAGCCACCACCGCAACAUAGCCACUUACUAUGGUGCCUUUGUCAAGAAGAGUCCACCAGGACACGAUGACCAGCUUUGGCUGGUGAUGGAGUUCUGUGGGGCGGGGUCAGUGACUGACCUGGUGAAAAACACCAAGGGCAGCUCCCUAAAGGAGGACUGGAUUGCUUACAUCUGCAGAGAAAUCCUACGGGGCCUUUCUCAUCUCCACGCCCAUAAAGUCAUCCACAGAGACAUCAAGGGCCAGAACGUGCUGCUAACUGAGAACGCAGAGGUCAAACUUGUUGAUUUUGGGGUGAGCGCUCAGUUGGACAGGACUGUUGGCCGUAGGAACACCUUCAUUGGCACUCCGUACUGGAUGGCACCUGAGGUUAUUGCCUGUGACGAGAACCCCGACUCCACCUACGACUACAGGAGUGAUAUCUGGUCAUUGGGGAUCACAGCCAUCGAGAUGGCAGAGGGAGCUCCCCCCUUAUGUGACAUGCACCCAAUGAGAGCCCUCUUCCUCAUCCCCAGGAACCCCCCCCCAAAACUUAAAUCCAAAAAAUGGUCCAAGAAAUUCAUUGACUUUAUAGAGGGCUGUCUGGUGAAGACCUAUACCACGCGACCGUCCACAGAGCAGCUUCUGAAGCACUCCUUCAUCAGGGACCAGCCCACUGAGCGCCAGGUCCGCAUUCAGCUCAAAGACCACAUUGACCGUACGCGCAAGAAAAGGGGAGAAAAAGAAGAGACUGAGUACGAGUACAGUGGUAGUGACGAAGAGGAUGAAAAUCGUGGAGAGGACCGAGAGUCGAGUUCAAUCCUCAAUGUGCCCGGUGAGUCCACCCUGCGGCGGGACUUCCAGCGUCUGCAACAGGAGAACAAAGAGCGCUCGGAGGCUCACAAGAGGCAGCAGGCCCAACUGGCGGCUCAGCGCAGGGACCCCGAGGAACACAAGAGGCAACUGUUGCACGACCGGCAAAAACGCAUUGAGGAGCAGAAGGAACAGCGGCGCCGACUCGAAGAGCAACAGAGAAAGGAGCGAGAGAUGGUGAGGCAGCAAGAGAAAGGUCCCCAUCGACGACUCGACGAUAUGAGACGGGAGGAAGAUAGAAGCUUGGCUGAGAGGGAGCAGGAGUUUAUCAGACAUAAGUUAGAAGAAGAGCAGCGGCAGUUAGAAAUCCUUCAGCAGCAGUUGCUUCAGGAGCAGGCACUGCUUAUGGAGUACAAACGCAAGCAGCUGGAGGAACAGCGUCAGUCAGAGCGACUGCAGAGGCAGCUGCAGCAGGAGCAUGCAUACCUUGUGUCUCUGCAACAACAGCAGCAAGAAAAGAAGCCCCAGCUGUACCACUACAACAAAAACCUGGAGCCCAACAACAAACCUUCUUGGGCCCGUGAGGUUGAGGAGCGAAGUAAGCUCAACAGACAGGGCUCACCCAAAAUCUGCACCACUGUUUCUGACAAUGCCAUCCAGUCUCGCUCUGACUCAAUCAGCCAAUCGGGAAUGGCUCAGUCUGCUCAGACCCCACCGAUGCAGAGGCCUGUUGAACCCCAUGGGGGGCAGGGAAAGUUCCAGAUGGCUCACUUGGUCCCACUGAAGCCUUAUGCUGCCCCUGUCCCUCGUUCCCAGUCCCUCUGUGACCAGCCCACUAAGACCAUGUCCGCAUUCCCCACCCAGGAUCCCUCCCUUACCCCCACACCCCGUCCCAUCCACUCUAGAGAGCUAGUGCGUCAAAACUCCGACCCGACUUCUGAAACCCCGGCACCACAGGCACACCAAAUGGUAGAGGAUCGCGGCCCCUGGAUCCGCCUGCCAGAUGUGGAACUUCCCCCCAAGAUUCCACAGAGGACGGCGUCUAUUGCCACAGCUCUCAACACCAAUUUGACCUCUGGCAUAAGGCAUCCAGUGCGAGCCAGCAAUCCAGAUCUCAGCCGCAAUGAUCGUUGGGAGAGAGGAGACUGUAUGAGCAUCAUAUCCAAUCUUCCCCAGACUGGUUCUCUGGAGAGGCAUCGCAUCCUCAGUUCCUCCAAAAUGGAUUCGCCCAUGCUCUCCCAUGACAGCCGUCAUAAGCCAGGGGAGUCUCGCACCUCCUCCCGCCCUGGGCGCCCUGCAAGUUACAAGAGAGCUAUAGGCGAGGACCAUGGCUUGUUUGCCAAGGAGCGUGCAGAGGAGCAGCCAAGGCCCCCAGUCAAGGCCAAUGAUUACUCCUCGUCUUCGGAGAGCAGCGAGAGUAGUGAGGAGAGUGAGAGUGGAGAGGGAGCAGAGGAAGAAGAAAGCCCCACAGAUCGUCACAGGGACGCAGACACUGAUUCAGUCAACACCAUGGUGGUUCAUGAAGACGAGGGCGAGGGGGGAGAGGGAGAGCAAGCUGGAGGCUAUGGGGACCAGACCAUGCUGGUGCAGAGGACCCCAGAGAAAAGGAGCCAUAAUGGUUACACUAACCUGCCAGAUGUGGUGCAGCCCUCCCACUCUCCCACAGAUUCAGCCUCUCACUCCUCCCCUGGGAAGGACUCUGUCUAUGAUUAUCAGUCCAGAGGUUUGGUUAAAGCAUCAUCUGGCAAGUCUUCUUUCACCACCUUUGUGGAUCUGGGCAUGUACCAGUCUCCAGCAGGUGCCGGGGAUAACAUCUCCGUCAGUAGCUCCAGGUUUGAGCAGCUGAAGAUGGAGGUGAGGAAAGGAUCCAUGGUGAAUGUCAAUCCCACCAACACACGCCCCCCCAAUGACACACCUGAGAUCCGCAAGUACAAGAAGAGGUUCAACGCAGAGAUCCUGUGUGCUGCUCUCUGGGGUGUGAACUUGUUGGUGGGCACGGAGAACGGUUUGAAGCUGCUGGACCGUAGUGGUCAAGGCAAGGUGUACCCCCUCAUCAACUCCCGCAGGUUCCAACAGAUGGACGUCCUGGAGGGCCUCAACCUGCUCAUCACCAUAUCAGGCAAGAAAAACAAGGUACGUGUCUACUACCUGGCCUGGCUGCGGAACAAAAUCCUCCACAAUGACCCUGAGGUGGAGAAGAAGCAGGGCUGGACCACUGUGGGGGAGAUGGAGGGCUGCGUCCACUACAAAGUGGUGAAAUACGAGAGGAUAAAGUUCCUGGUGAUUGCUUUGAAGAAUGCGGUGGAAGUGUACGCUUGGGCGCCCAAACCGUAUCACAAAUUCAUGGCCUUCAAGUCCUUUGCAGACCUCCCACACAGGCCUGUCCUGGUCGACCUCACAGUGGAGGAGGGCCAGAGGUUGAAGGUCAUCUACGGAUCAUGUGCUGGCUUCCACGCCAUUGACGUGGACUCCGGAAACAACUAUGACAUUUAUAUCCCCGUUCAUAUCCAGAGCCAAGUGAUGCCACACGCAAUUGUGUUCCUGCCCAGCUCAGACGGCAUGGAGAUGUUGUUGUGCUACGAAGACGAGGGUGUCUACGUCAACACCUACGGGCGCAUCAUCAAGGACGUGGUCCUGCAGUGGGGCGAGAUGCCCACAUCAGUUGCUCACAUCUGCUCAAAUCAGAUCAUGGGAUGGGGAGAAAAGGCCAUUGAGAUCCGUUCCGUGGAGACCGGCCACCUAGACGGUGUCUUCAUGCACAAAAGAGCUCAGAGGCUGAAGUUCCUCUGUGAGAGGAAUGACAAGGUGUUCUUUGCAUCAGUGCGUUCUGGAGGCAGCAGCCAGGUGUACUUCAUGACGUUGAACAGAAACUGCAUCAUGAACUGGUGAAGGAACAGCUGCUCCGGUCAGUGUGGAAGCCAGCAGGGUUCCGAGAAGGAGGGCAUCUAAAAUUGUUCCCAACCGCAUGCACACAAUCGCAAAUACUUUUCUCUCUGUGUGUCUCUCUCACGCACUCAUGCGCCAAAGACACAUACACAAACAACCCAUUCCAACCUACAUGUACACUCCUUAAGACACAAUUUCCACAGAGGCCCCUCCCGACAACAUUCUCCAUGGAAUCGCCAUGAAACAUCACUGAGCUUCAAAUGUUAAUACCAUCCAUUGGUUUGUACUGUAAAUAUUCUCGUCUUGAUUAACUUGGUGGACUCCUGUUCUGUCGUAUCUAUUUAGUUCGUCAUUGUGAAGUAUGUAAAAAAACAAAACAUUCCUUGAUAGUUCUACAGUACGUUUCUGAUGGCGUUAUUAACCAAUACUGGACGUUGAAUUGAAGCUGUAAAUAGGUAGCACCUUACACUUAGAUCUGAAUCAUUUGCAGGCCGCUUACAUUGCCUCCAGUCAGUGUGUUGCUAACGGACACAUGGACCUCAAAUAAUAAAAUGCCGGAACGCCCAUCUGCAGUUGCUUUACUCGUGAUUUCAGGGAAGUUUAAAGGAUGUAUUUAGUAUAAAGAAUAUCACAAAGGGACAUUAAAGUCAGGACAAAGUAGCUUGUUGUAUUUUUUGUUACGUACAGUAGAUUGUAACCUGAAGUCCGGCUUUGACUUUUUUUCUGACCUGAAUGGCAAAUAUUGCAACUCUUAAACACAGCAAGUAAGCUUUGAAUGCGUCAAAACAAAAAUAGAUUUCAGUUUAAAUGAAUAUAUGAUCAAACAAAUAAGAAUUCACAUAAAUGUGCAGUACUCAGAAUCGAUGAUGUGAAAAUUCCUGCUUUGCCUUUUUUUCCCUCUAUGGUUUAGGUGAUUCUAUUCAUUAUUUGACUCAUCAGGCCUGCAUCUGAACUUGUUUUCAUAGAUUUACAUACUACGGAAAUGUGUUAUUUAUAUGUAGUGAUUCUGUAUUGGUAUUAGCCUACUAGUAAUCUUAUUUUUACUGUAACUAUAUUGCCAUUAUAUUGCAAUAUAUGCUAAUCUGUGGAGUCUCUGUUUGAGGAGGGCACGUUGUGUAUUUGCUGGUGUUAAAGAGCGCGUUGGCGCCUUUUGGGAGCAGAAGGUUAUUUGUCGGCAUCAGAAGACUUUGGAGUAACACAGCUGACAUUAGUGAUGGAUGGAGAUCAGUUUCGUGGUCCUUCGACCCUCCUACCACAGUGCUCUAACCUACUGUAUUCUAUUUCUGUUCUAAAACUAUUGAGUUGGCCUGACUCUUAUUGUUGAGAGGCGUUUGCAGAGAGCAGCUUGGUGUGGUAAAGUUUGUGGUUUUUCUUCGGCCAGUUGAAAGAUUUAAUGUAGGGUGACUGUACAAUACCACAGAGGGCUCCAUCUCAUCAGGCACUUUGGAAAAUACUGCUGGAACACAUGGGACUUAAUAUAUUUUAUAUCUGUACAUUCUGCCGAAGUUCACAGCACAUUCUGCAGUGGCAGGAGGAAGCUACGGCAAACGAAAGAUUGCUAAAAUUGCAAUUAUAAUGGAUUGUGCCAAACUCUUCCUACAGAUCACGAGCUAACGUUCCUUUCUGUAUAUACAUCUAAAGUCCGCUCCCUUCUCACCAAUAAUAUGGUAUCAUGCUUAAUGAGCUGCUUCGGAUUUCCUAUAGCGCUCGAUUUGUUAGUAUUGCAUAGGCACCCCCUCCCUUGUUUUUUUUUUCUUUAAAUAGUAAUUAACGGUGCACCGGGCAGUACGGUAGAAGUAGGGAGUGUCACCAGGAAGUAGAUCGCAGAGGGUUGGUCAACACAUGAAUGUGUUCCAGCACCACUGAGCUUCUUCUGCACUUCAGACAGGUGGACGUUUUCAUCCCGCUAUAAGCAUGGUGUUGUUUUUACUUUUCAACAAGUUAGUUAAUCUGCUCAUAAUUGCAAUGUUAACAGAACAAAAUUAAAGUUGUUUUUUUUUAGUAGUAGAACAAAACUUUAGUUUAUUAUGAAAAGGAAUCUGGACUAGUGAUCAAUGGGAUAUUCUACUGAAAAUCCUUAAGAUGAUGAUGAAGAUAUAUUAUAUAUUUAAUACAGGCAGAAAUAGAGCUAUAAAGAACGCAGUACAUGUUCACAGCUGAGAACAUUUGAUCAAAGAGUUUAUCAAUAGAAUACUUUUGUGGUGAAAUUAUAAUACAAACUAAAUGGGAUUAGAAAGCACUUUCAGCGAUCUUACAUUCACAAAUAUAUCUCAAGCAGAUACUUGAUGUGCAUGUAAGCUAUUGAAAUAGAGUAUAUAGUACUGUGUUGAAGUUGUGUUCCCCUUUUAUUGAAUGUGUUCUUGAGUAUCUGUUAUGUGCCAUGACUUACAUUUCUAAUGUCACAACUACAAUCCACCAGGAGCUUUGGCAGUCAUGCCUUUUCUGGUCAAAUCAUAAUUUUUUAUCAAUCUGCCAUGUUUACAGUUAAAGCAGUGCCUUGGAGCUGGGAAGGUGAAAGAUUUAUUGAUUGGUUAUGACCCCCCCCCCCACACACACACACACACACACACAUAAUAACACUAAAGCCAACACACCAAUGAUAGACUUUUCGCACCACGUACUAUACAUGGCCUAAAAAUGAUUAUUGGAUAAUAAUCCAUGCAGGACAGUGAAAUUAUUACAUGUCCAAAUAAUCCAGUGAAAAGGAUCUUCUCUCGGGGGGAGCGAGCACAGUGAAAAGCCAUACUUAUGAAACGUGUUUGUAGAGAAACGAGUCAAAUUCAACUGUGUGUAAUGUCUGCUCAGAAAAUGUAGGUUCUUCCAGCGAAGACGACCGAAGCGCUUAUUCUUAGAUGAUGUUGAUUGCGUAAUCUUGUAGUGAGGAAAGUAGCUUGAUAUAUUCUAAAAAGCCUAUUUUAUGAAAUGUGUAAAUUAGUCUAUAUUGAGAAAUCAAAGUGAAUGUACAUCUAUGAGACAGAUUUGUAUUUAUAUGAACAUGUGUACUUCUCUAAUCAUAAGCACAACGUAUUUUACGGCGGAUAUCAAAGCUAUAAUUAGGUGUGACAGAGAGAUGGUGUUUUGUUUUCUCACAUGUAGAAAUGAGGUUGUUUGUUGUUGGCAGCAGGGUGAAUGCUCGAGGUGACUCACAGGUUACCGUCCGGCCUCCGAGGGGAAGGCGACGGGCUGAAGCUGCGUUCACGUGGUGCGUUCGGGGUGUGACGCAGUCGUUCACUGUUCGCUUUGGUAUUGAAUCACAAAAAGGCAGCAUUUAGAAAGUCAGAAGCGUUUAGUUAACAAAUUACACACAAGAAAACUGAUCAGUUAUCAUUUCUUGACUACUUGAUUUGGAAUUCAUUUUGUUACCAGGUGUCCUUCAAAAGGAACUCACUGAUCUUACACAUCAGAGUCUGUUUACAGGAAGUACUACUGCUUAUGUGGAAGAGUUUGGAUUUGGGAAGAAAUUAACUCCUCAGCCACUACUUGCACAACGUAACCCAAUGUCUGAGCAACUGUGUGCAGUGGCAGUGCAUUGUUGAUCAUUUAGGAAUUUUAUUUUAGCGAAGCAAGAGCGGUGUCCUGCAUCCAUUUCUGUACAUUAUUUUUUUUCUGUGAUAUAUUCCAAAAGUUACAUUUGUGUUUGUAAUUCAGAAGUGGUUCCGUGAUAUAUUCCAAAAGUUAAAUUUGUGUUUGUAAUUCAGAAGUGGUUCCCACACACUAAACCCAGAGUGACGUUCAGACAUUUCAUGUUUGCAACAUCUCAGGCGUUGCCUGGCAACAUCACUCAGUGCACUUCAGUGUACCAAUGAAAUGGAAACAGACUGGUGUGUAAAAUCAGUGUAGAAUUGCCUGAUAUCAAGUUUAUUUGAAUUACUUUUUAUGUAUUUCUACCUUUUUUGCUUUGGUGUACAAGCUCAGUGAGGCACACCAAACUAAUUCAUUUUCUGUUUAAGAUUUUCUUAAGAUAAAGAAAAAUACCAUAGCAACAUAUUAAAUUCUUCUCCAUUGUCUGAUUAAAAGCUCUUGCUCGAUUUCAUGUGUCUCAGCAAUGCUGUGAAGUUGUGAUGAACAUCAACUCGUCGUUCUUAGGUGAGGUAAUAGGCAGUCACCAUUUUGUUUCUGGCAGUCGCUUCAAAUGGUGAACUUGUCCUAUUUCGUGCACCAGCGUUUCAAUUUGUAACACAGCUCUUGUUACAAUACCUCUUACACAAAAGAACCUCCCAACUGAGUGAGUGUCUUUCUGAGCAUGAGCACGGACGGAUUCGAUGGCUAAAUUCAUGGAACAGCACCAGGAUUCAGAAAGAUUGCAAGGGUUGCAGCUGGAGCCCUCGGAUGACAUUUCUUUUAAUAAGCAAUAUAAGCAUUUAAAAAAAAAAAAAAAAUCCGAACCGUGUCCCUCUCCAUGCGGCCGACAGGCAGCGCUUCUUCAGUGGCCUUUGGCGGACUGAAUGUGGGCUGGUUUGUGCGCGGCUUGUUGUUCAGUACUUGGUACUAAAAGAAAUGCUCCUCCUUCUUGCUUCGCUAUGAUGAAAUACGAGGAACUGCCUUCAGUGAACUCAAGUACCGAUAGUUAAUAUUGUGAUGAGGCCCUCCAUAUAUCUUUUUAUUUGUUAUGGUUAACGUAUGAAUGGAUUAGCAGCUGGGAGUGAGGCCGAUCAAACUGGAGCUCUAAAACCAUGUGGAUUCUUGGACAGAACGACAAUCUAUUAUUUUUUUCAAUAACUUUUUUUUUUUCUUUUUCUUUUCGUAAGACUUUAAACAUGUUUGCAAUGUUGUAGUGUGCGCGCGUCUGUUACUUGUGAGAGAAUAACUCCAGAUUGUAUUAAAUGGACUGAUCAACUUUAAACUUUCAAAAGAUUGUGUUAUGAAUUCAUGUCUUAAUACAAAUUGUUUGAAAAAAUAAAGUACCUUUUAAUCUCA